Molecule: messenger RNA, 441 nt
Organism: Aspergillus chevalieri
Lineage: Eukaryota; Fungi; Ascomycota; Eurotiomycetes; Eurotiales; Aspergillaceae
Exons: 1
Coding region: 1-441 (146 amino acids)
Source: RefSeq, a predicted model, not a curated record
AUGGAAGCAAAGCAGAAGUAUAACAAAGCUUUCCGUGAACUGCGUAAUGAGAAGCAACGACAGCGGAACGGACAGAUCCGGAAUCUAGAGCGGUAUAGGAAUGAGCAACCCAUGAUGUUUCUGAAGCGCAAGGGUUUCAUGUCUCCGCAGCAUCUAAUGGUGAUUGACCCCACCUUGACCUUACCGGGUGCCACCCUUGAAGGGGAGUAUAAGCGCUGGAUCAACGCGAUUAAUGCGAUGACUGCAUUCUGCCUGUGGAAGAGGGGCGGCCCACGCCUCGCCCCAGCCAAUCUCACUGCCGGCCUGUAUCUGACAACGACGAACCCUGUCCUCCUGCCAAACGGCGAUAGCAUUUCUCGGAGGAUGAGACCGAGAUUAUCCUGCAUUAUACCAACGACGAGACAGUACAUUCAACUCUACUACCUGGAUUCCAUCUCAUAG